GUGUGGCGGACUCGGAACGCGCGGGAGCUUGCUUGCUGCCGGGCUGAGCUUUCCGCCUCGCCGCUUCCCGAGCGCGUUGCUCCGCGGUGCCCGGCGCCGGCCGGAGAACGUAGAAGAGCGAGGGGGCCAACGGUCCGGCCUGAGGCCCAAGUCCGGGAGCGCCUGGUGCAGCGGUCGCGGGGCCGUCCCCGCGGCUGCUGCCAUGACCGACUCUCUCCCCAGAGGGGACUCUUCCUCAGCGGGUGCUGCAGAGAGAGAUGAGGAGCGGCUUCUGGCUGCAGGACCGUGAGACGGGUUAGUGGCCGGCCAGUUAGGGGAACGCCGCGGACGGCCGCCUGCGCGCUACUGGGCUGGUUGCUUUGGCCCCGAGAUUCGCGGGGGGGCGGCGGCAUGUUCCCGCGGAGGCCGCUGGCUGCCUGGCUGGCGGGGGCGCGGGGCGGGGGCCUGCUGGCCCUGCUGGCCAAUCAGUGCCGCUUCGUGACGGGCCUGCGUGUGCGGCGCGCGCAGCAGAUCGCGCAGCUCUACGGCCGCCUCUACUCGGAGAGCUCGCGCCGCGUCCUCCUCGGCCGCCUGUGGCGCCGGCUCCACGGCCGCCCUGGCCAUGCCUCUGUCUUGAUGGCGGCGCUCGCCGGCGUGUUCGUGUGGGACGAGGAGAGGAUCCAGGAGGAGGAGUUGCAGAGGUGGGUUCUGCAGCGAGCUCGUUCUGUGCGGUGGAGUGCCUUCUACAUUUUUGUUUUGGAUGUUCUUGGGUCUUCAUGGCCUUUUCUCUUUCUGCAGCUGGACACAGAGUAUAGAAAAAAGUGGGACGCCCUGGUGAUCAAGCUGGAGGUGAUCGAGAGGGAUGUGGUUAGUGGUUCUGAGGUUCUUCACUGGGUAACCCAUUUUCCUUAUCCAAUGUAUUCACGGGAUUAUGUUUAUGUUCGGCGGUAUAGUGUGGAUCAGGAAAACAACAUGAUGGUGUUGGUGUCACGAGCUGUGGAGCACCCUAGCGUGCCAGAGUCUCCGGAAUUCGUCAGGGUCAGAUCAUAUGAAUCCCAAAUGGUUAUCCGUCCCCACAAGUCAUUUGAUGAGAAUGGCUUUGACUACUUGCUGACAUACAGUGACAAUCCCCAGACUGUGUUUCCUCGCUACUGUGUUAGUUGGAUGGUUUCCAGUGGCAUGCCAGAUUUCCUGGAGAAGCUGCACAUGGCCACUCUGAAAGCCAAGAACAUGGAGAUUAAAGUAAAGGACUACAUCUCAGCCAAGCCUUUGGAAAUGAGUAGUGAAGCCAAGGCCACUGCCCAAUCUUCCGAGCGGAAGAAUGAGGGCAGUCGUGGCCCUGCUCGGAUCGAGUAUGCCUGAAGGACUUUGGGAUGAGAAGGAAUAGGUACUUCCAGCCCCGUCUCGGUCCCUUUUCACUCUGCUACAGAAUGGGGACAAGCCACAUGUGUUAGAAGGCAUCUGCUGUAACUACCAGUGCAAGAUAAUUCAAUAACUGGUGUCCGAUUUCAUUCAGAGCCCUGAUUGCUCUUAUCAACACAGAGAGAAGAAGGCUACAUCCGUGGGGGUGUUGACACAUUCUCAGGCCAACCAUUUUGAAAUUCAGUAUUUCACUCAGCUAAUCUGGAACAAACCUCUCACCUCAGGCUAGAAGGAGAUGACCUUCAUUUGCGUCCUCUGAGUAAUUUCCUCUGCUGACAUUCCAAAUCCCACCAUUGGUUUUGUGGUGCUUUGGAUUUCCUUUAGUUCUGCAGGUCCACAUGGAAAGUGUAGUUGGCUGGUUGAGUCAAAUGAGGGGUCGCUGGGAGUGUUCUUGGUAGCAGUCUUGAUGUGAAUGGGUGUGAACGAUACUUGGCCAUGUUAAGUGCCUUGUCCUCACCUUUUAUCUUUAGGGACAUGAAGUUUGUACCAAGACGUUUCUCUCCUUGCCUGCAUAAUACCACCCCAUUGACUCACUUUACCCAAAGCAGUUUCCUCUGAAUUGGCCAGUUUUUCUAUAUUCAUGCACAGAAUUCAUUGGAUCAUUGCCUCCUUCCUAACCUUAGCCCAUUUACCAAGAGCACUGGAAGAUGAAUCCUUUUAGAUAGUAGCUCCCUUUAUCAUCAGUGUAUUGAUAGGGUCAGUGGAGAGGCUCAAAACAUCAUAUUUAAAUUAAAUUUUUUUAACCUUCGUGUCAAAAAAGAGGAGUUGGGGAGUCGAGUGGAAUAUAGCUCCACUGUAUAGAAAACACCAUUUAGAUUCAGGCAUUAUUUUUCAGACUUCAGGUUUGACUUGUCCUUUUUGGAAGGCUAAAGGCAGAGAAAUGGUGGCUGGGCCACUUCCCCAGAGCUAGAUCUAUAGACAAGCUGUGUGAACACAUAGGUGUGAUCUUGCCCCAAAUACUAAUAUAGUGGGGGUGUGGUUUAUGUGACCCUCUUGUUUCUUUAAAAAGCUUUUCCUCCUCUCUUCAGAGCUAAAAUAAAACCAACUACGCUGUUCAGAUAAGGUCACCAUCAGACGGUAUCAGUUUGGCCUAGCUGGUUUUGCUGUGGUCAUGCUGCACUCUCUUGGGAGAAUAGGGAUCAAGUUUUACAUCUUCCUUCUUUUUUUCUGGAGUCUAAAUGGCUAGAUUUUUCCUUUUUUUUUUUUUCCUGCUCGCUACCCUUUUUUGGUGUUAAAAAAGUGAUCUAAACCUGAGACUAAUGUAAACCCUUGACCUUCUUGUUGCCUAUACAGUUUUGUGCCAAGGAGAUAACUGCCCCCAGUGUUUUAUGUCUUGCCUUCUCUGAGUUGUUGGCGGAGCAGAGAGAAGCAUUGAGCAGUCCCAGCUUCUUUUUAUUAAUCGCUUCUCUCUUCUCUUCUCCCCAGGACCUGAUAAAAGCCAGGGAAGAGUCCCUGGGCUAUGUCUGAACUUAACACCUGCGAUCACUGGGGCGUGGGUGGAUGUGUGAGGGAGUAUGUGUGUGCAUGCACAGGUGCUGGGAAGUUGUGGUUACUCUAUAUUCUGACUUACGGCAGUUUGACUCUGCACUUGGGGUCUGUCUGUACAGUUACCUGUGUCACUGUCAUGAUUUCACUCCUAACUGUGACAUUUUUAUCAAAUGCGUGAAUAAAUACAUAAAGAUUGGUACAAAA
Molecule: messenger RNA, 3093 nt
Organism: Propithecus coquereli (Coquerel's sifaka)
Lineage: Eukaryota; Metazoa; Chordata; Mammalia; Primates; Indriidae
Gene: STARD7
Product: StAR-related lipid transfer (START) domain containing 7
Exons: 6
Coding region: 391-1341 (316 amino acids)
Molecular function (GO): lipid binding
Source: RefSeq, a predicted model, not a curated record